AUCCUAUCUUCCACUAUGUUUGUUGCCAGCGAAGCAGACACUUUCUAGAGUCGACAAGAUCCUGAAACUCGCGGGCGUCCAGCUCUAAUAUUAAGAAUGCUGGGUCCUAGGUUGUAUACUCUGCUCUCGUGUUUUCACAUCUUUCAAGCUUGGUCCAUAAGAAAUGUAGACUUGACCCUCCCCGAUUCGGGGAUCCACAGUCAUGACUCCAGGCAUGGAGGGAUCAGAAUGGGGGUCCCAGAUGACCUUUGUGACAAUGGAAAGAAUUACCUAAAUGUGGAUUGGAACCUUAAAGAUCCCUCUUUGUAUAGUUGUACCUCACGAUUGGUUGUACCUAUAGCACCAGAAAUAAAGACAAGGGCUUAUUGCACCGAUCAUGAAGAUAUGCCUAUCCAUGUAUGCAUGAACGAAACAAUUACAUAUACGGAAACUAUACCUUUAAGCGGUCGUCAUCGUCCUUUGUGGCCUGUUUAUGGCGAGUAUCUUUACCUCCCACCACAAAGAUGGGUGCAUUCCUUAGAGCAUGGUGCUGUGGUUAUGUUGUAUCAUCCUUGUGCCAGAAAAGACGAGGUCCAAAAAUUGAGAACCAUAGUAGAGAGUUGUUUACGGCGUCACGUUAUAACACCGUAUAAUAAACUCCCAUUGGCAGAGCCUUUUGCACUUGUGACUUACAAGUGUCGACUUACAAUGAACUACAUAGAUGAAGAUGCUGUGAUAAAAUUUAUUAAGAAACAUGCCCUUAAAGCACCGGAAAGAGCAGUGUGGAGAGACGGGGAUUAUGCUUUUGGUUUGUUAAAAACUAGCAAGACUUUAUAUGGGAGUAACGAGAAAGAUACUACUCUUUGCCCUCUGCUGCGCAUGUACGGAAAUGCAGAAUGAACGAUAAGCAACCGGAUGUGAACUCUAGUCAUUAUUUAAAAAUAUGUGUUGGUGUUUAACAUUUUAUUUUAUUAAAUAAUUUCAAUCAUA
Molecule: messenger RNA, 969 nt
Organism: Saccostrea echinata
Lineage: Eukaryota; Metazoa; Mollusca; Bivalvia; Ostreida; Ostreidae
Exons: 9
Coding region: 97-879 (260 amino acids)
Cellular component (GO): cytoplasm
Source: RefSeq, a predicted model, not a curated record